Molecule: messenger RNA, 1552 nt
Organism: Pteronotus mesoamericanus
Lineage: Eukaryota; Metazoa; Chordata; Mammalia; Chiroptera; Mormoopidae
Gene: ZNF79
Product: zinc finger protein 79
Exons: 4
Coding region: 226-1470 (414 amino acids)
Biological process (GO): regulation of transcription by RNA polymerase II; urogenital system development; embryo development
Cellular component (GO): nucleus
Molecular function (GO): DNA-binding transcription factor activity, RNA polymerase II-specific; RNA polymerase II transcription regulatory region sequence-specific DNA binding
Source: RefSeq, a predicted model, not a curated record
GUCCGCGGUCGGAGCAGGCCUGCAGAGCGGGGCUGGGGCCGCCGUGAGGCGACGCUGACGCCCAGAGAACUGGGAGGCGGUGUCCCCUGCUGAGACCCCGAUGCCGGAGGAAGAACCACCUUCUCCAGACCCUACCCCUUCCCCAGAGGAAGGCACAGGAGAGGAAGGAAUGGUGGCUGGUAUUCUCAGAGCUGGGCCACAUGACUUCCAGUUCCCCAGCCUGGCAUGAACUCCCAGUUAGAACAAAGGGAAAGCCCAUGGAUGCUGGAGGGAGAAGGCCUAAGGAGUACCUGUCCAGACUGGAAGACAGUAUCUGAAUCGGCACCAGAGCCAAAUGUUUCUGAAGAGCCAUCCCAAGACACAAGGGUGGAGCUGCCCCCUGGGGAGUCAGAUCAUAGGAACUGUGAGCUGGGGAAGAGCUUCAACCUGAGACCAGUCCUUUCUCCACAACAGGGAGUUCCUAUAGAAGUGAGACCCCAUAAAUGUGACAGACAGACAAAGAGCUUCAGGAAGAAUUUAGACAUAAUUAAAUCUCACAGAGCGAAACCAUACACAUGUAAUGAAUGUGGCAAAGCCUUCAGUUACUGUUCUUCCCUGUCACAGCAUCAGAAGAGCCACACGGGGGAGAAGCCUUAUGAGUGCAAUGAGUGUGGGAAGGCCUUCAGCCAGAGCUCCUCUCUCAUUCAGCACCAGAGGAUUCACACUGGAGAGAAACCUUAUAAAUGCAGCGAGUGCGGAAGGGCCUUCAGCCAGAAUGCAAACCUCACAAAACACCAGCGAACUCAUACUGGAGAAAAGCCCUACAAAUGCACUGAGUGCGAGAAGGCUUUCAGCGACUGCUCGGCCCUUGUUCAGCAUCAGAGGAUUCACACUGGAGAGAAGCCCUAUGAAUGCAGCGACUGCGGAAAGGCCUUCCGACACAGCGCCAACCUCACCAACCACCAGAGGACUCACACAGGGGAGAAGCCCUACAAGUGCAGCGAGUGUGGGAAGGCCUUCAGUUACUGCGCUGCCUUCAUUCAGCAUCAGAGGAUCCACACAGGAGAGAAACCUUACAAAUGUAAUGCAUGCGGGAAGGCCUUCAGCCAGAGUGCAAACCUCACAAACCACCAGAGGACUCACACUGGAGAGAAACCCUACAAGUGCAGCGAGUGUGGGAAGGCCUUCAGCCAAAGUACGAACCUUAUAAUCCACCAAAAGACCCACACCGGGGAGAAGCCAUAUAAAUGUAACGAAUGCGGGAAAGUCUUCAGUGAAAGCUCAGCCCUCAUUCGCCAUCAUAUCAUUCACACUGGAGAAAAACCCUACGAAUGCAACGAGUGUGGCAAAGCGUUUAACCAGAGCUCAUCCCUCAGUCAGCACCAGAGAAUCCACACUGGUGUGAAACCCUACCAAUGCAGAGAGUGUGGGAAGGCCUUCAGAUGUAGCUCAGCUUUCAUUAGACACCAGAGACUCCACACUGGAGAGUAGCUGGGAACCUGACAGGUAGUUUGAAAGCCUCUGCAAACACCUGACUUUGGAUCCCAGAGUCACAUGUUUUUACACCUUUAAA